This is a messenger RNA of Penicillium olsonii, 1299 nucleotides long. Lineage: Eukaryota; Fungi; Ascomycota; Eurotiomycetes; Eurotiales; Aspergillaceae. The record is from the annotation of a GenBank genome assembly.
AUGGAGUCAGCCCUUCAGAGCGCCGUCGCUGAAUUUAUUGAGCGUCACCCGGGUUCUCAACGCCUGCAUCAGCAAGCACUGGAAAGCUUGCCUGGAGGCAACACCCGCACCCUGCUGCAUACGGCCCCAUUCCCCGUUUUCAUGCGCAAAGGGGAGGGAUGCAACCUAUGGGACGAGGAUGGGAAUAAAUACUAUGAUCUUGUCGGAGAACUAUCCGCUGGACUCUACGGGCAUUCGCAUCCAACUCUGCAGCGAGUCUUGACUGAAACUAUUCACAACAUUGGCUUCACUCUGGGAGCCACGAAUGUCUAUGAGCAGCGAUAUGCGUCAUUACUCUGUGAGCGGUUUGGGCUUGAGCGCCUGAGAUUUACCAACUCGGGGACGGAAGCAAACCUGCACUGUCUCGCCGCUGCUAGGAAAUUCACCGGAAAACGAAAGGUGAUUGUCUUCCGGGGUGCGUACCAUGGCAGCGUGCUUUCAUUUGGAGAGGGAAUUGCCGAAAACAAUGUUGACCAGGGCGAUUGGCUAUUGGUGCAAUACAAUGAUGCAAAUGGUGUCCGGGAGGCCUUCGCCCAACAUCGGGACAUUGCCGCCGUCAUUCUCGAAGGUAUUCAAGGCUCGGCUGGCUACAUAGCCGGCUCGAGGGAUUUUUUGAAAACGAUUCGUGAACAAAGCGAGAAGGCUGGGGCCCUCAUGAUUCUCGACGAGGUGAUGACAUCCCGGCUAGCCCCCGGUGGACUGAAGGGGACGCUUGAUAUCGAGCCUGAUCUCAUUACUCUGGGCAAAUAUCUCGGCGGAGGCCUGCCAUUUGGAGCUUUUGGUGGACGCCGCGAUAUCAUGGAUGUGUUCAACCCGCUUACGCCGGGAACUCUGACACAUUCUGGUACGUUUCAAAAUAAUACCUUGAUGCUACAUGCGGGCUAUGCAGGACUCUCUGAGGUGUACACACCCGAAGUUGUGCGAAAGUUCAAUCUCCAAGGCGAUGAGUUACGCCAACGCCUACAGAAGAUCUUUGCGAACUCAAAACUCUGUGUCACAGGUGUAGGGUCACUCAUGUGUAUCCAUGCUACCGAGACUGGAAUUCUCCCGGAAAACAUUGCUUGCAGAGACACCGUUGCAGCUAUUGAGGCGACUGACCUCAAAGAGCUCUUCUGGUUGGAGCUGGUGAAUGCUGGAUUCUGGGUACAGAUUCGUGGGUCAAUCACUUUGAACAUCGUCACCCCUGCUCAUGUUCUCGAUGCAUUUGUCGUGGCUGUUGAGGAUUUCUGCAAGAAGCAUGUAUCUUUGAUUACUGUUUAG